AGUGGUGUCGGCAAAUCAACUGCUCGCAUUGGCGAUGGUCCAAUUUUGACACUGGAAAAAGUUGAACGUCAACAGGCCGGCAUUUAUCAGUGUACCGCAGAUAAUGGUGUUGGAGAACCAGUUAGUGUUGAUAUCAGAUUGGAUGUUUUGUAUCCCCCAGACAUUCAAGUGGAAAAAUCAUGGAUACACUCGGGCGAAGGCUUUGAAGCGAAAUUAGUGUGUAUUGUUUAUGCUGAUCCUAUUGCAUCGGUUUCAUGGUACCAAAAUUCAUUUUUGAUACAGUCAACUGAUAGGCGCAUUAUGUCAUCAAGAGGAAAUCGUCACACCUUGACCAUACGGCACAUUCAACAAGAAGAUUUUGGCAACUAUAG
This is a messenger RNA of Musca vetustissima, 371 nucleotides long. RefSeq names its product limbic system-associated membrane protein-like. NCBI's taxonomy places the organism in Eukaryota, Metazoa, Arthropoda, Insecta, Diptera, Muscidae. The record is from RefSeq and is a predicted model, not a curated record. The annotation marks the transcript as partial. Gene Ontology annotation, molecular function: axon guidance receptor activity. Gene Ontology annotation, cellular component: plasma membrane; axon; neuronal cell body. The transcript has 3 exons. Gene Ontology annotation, biological process: homophilic cell-cell adhesion; synapse organization.